ACAUGCAAUUCUUUACGUGAACUUUUCAAACAUUCUGCACUUGUUUUCGUGCUCCAGAUUUCGAUGGGGUUCUUCAAGAAGAAGGCUAAGGAAACCGAUCCAAGUCAGUCGGUAACACUUAAAAAGGAAGUAUCAGUGUUACAAGGUGUCAGCAUUGUUGUUGGUGUAAUUAUUGGAUCUGGGAUUUUUGUCUCACCUGUUGGAGUUUUAACCUAUACCAAGUCCGUUGGACUGUCAUUCAUUUUAUGGACCGUAACUGGGGUAUUUAGCGCACUAGGUGCAAUCGUGUAUGCCGAAUUAGGUGUUACAAUUCCUCGAUCUGGAGGAGAAUAUAUAUACAUCCUCCAGACGUUUGGACCUCUACCUGCCUUCCUUGCUUUUUGGAUCACGUUUGUAGUCAUUGGGUCCGCAAGUUGCGCAGCCAAUGGCCUGAUUUUUGCUGACUAUAUCCUUCGACCAAUAUACAUGAGUUGCACUACUCCCACUUAUGCUGUCCGAAUGGUUGCAGUUUUAGGAAUUUUGACCCUUUGCUUUAUACACUGUUUUAGUGUCAAAUUGGCGACAAAAAUAUCUAUCUUCUUCACUGCUUGUAAAGUGUCAGCUUUACUGCUUAUUAUUGGGUUUGGUUUCUACUACUUAGCCCUAGGUAACACUGAGAGUUUCAAUAACUCAUUUGAGGAUAGUGAAAAAUCACCUGGGGCGCUCGCGUUGGCGUUUUAUCAAGGUUUUUGGGCCUUUUCUGGUUGGAAUUAUCUUAACUUCCUAACUGGAGAGGUUAAAAAUCCUGCAAGGACACUUCCAAUUGUGAUUGUCCUUUCCCUUACGACAGUAACAAUUAUUUAUAUUUUGACAAAUGUGGCCUAUCUGACAGUGCUGUCACCUACAGAAGUUCUUGCUUCAGGAGAAGGAUCUGCUGCUAUAGCUGUGAGUUUCGCAACAAGGUGUAUGGGAGUUUUCGGUCUGGUAAUGCCUGCCCUUGUUGGUGCCUCUGUUUUCGGCAGUAUAAAUGGGGAAGUAUUUUCGAUUUCUCGACUGGCAUUUACUGCUGGUGAAGAAGGACAUAUGCCUGCUAUUCUUUCAAUGGUUAAUAUUGAUCGUUUAACCCCUAUUCCAUCUGUGUUGGCUGUGGUGAUUCUGGCAAUAGUCUUUCAAAUGUUUGAUAAUAUAUUUUAUCUAAUUGAACUUACUGGAUUUGCUUUCUCUGUCAUUUCUGCAAUGGCUGUGUGCAGUUUAUUGCAUAUUCGUCGUACAAAUCCUGGAUUAAAUACAUCAGGAUUCCGAUUACCUAUUUGGGUCCCUGUGUUGUAUCUCAUUGUGGACAUCGCUAUUGGAAUCCUGACAGUCUAUCAAUCACCGAAAACAUCUGCCAUUAGUUUGGGUGUAAUGGCUUUAGGUAUUCCAGUUUACAUUUUAGGCGUAUCAUGGAAGAAAAAGCCAAAAGCAAUGCAGUCUCUAAUAUAUCGUACAACGGUCACAUUACAAAAGACUUUGAAAGUGGUUGAACAAGAAACCGCUCUUGAAGCAGAAGAAGCAGAUGGACAUCUGAAAUCAGUAACGUCAAGUCCAAGUAAUUCAUGGCAGACUUCAAUGUAAGAAAACAAUCGAUUGUCUGUAAGAUUUAUCCAAAGGAUGUGCUGAUUACCAAUACUGCUGAUGUUGUUACAAUUUUAUUCUCCUUUCUUCAAUUCUACAGUUGAAUUCAUCAUUAUACUUUCAUACCUUUUGAUAGUGAAUUAAAAAAUUUCUCUUCAACAUGUAAAUUAACUCGAUGUUUAAAAAACAUUGAAAGUUUUGUUCAAAAAAAUUUGUAUGUGUUAUUACUUGGAAACAGUUUAAAGUAUUUUUAAAAAUCUUUUCUGAUCAUUUCAUACAUUCUUUAUGAUAUGGUUUUGUUUCCUUUUUGGUUUUGCCUUUUAUGCAUCUUGUUCAACUGUACAUGUGUAGCAAGGUUAUAUAAUCGACUCCCGCUAACUUUCUGUCAAUUGAGAUGAUUAAAUAUGAUUCCUCAUUACUGGAUUACAUUGUAGUAAUCUGACCUCUUCAUGUCAUGUUCAUCGAAUUUCUUAUUGUUUAUCAAAUUCCUCACUUUCAAUAGAAAAUCAUGUGUAUGUACAUAUGUUAUACACAGCAAAACGUUUAAUUUUAUAUAUAUAGCUAGAUAAACAUGAAAAUCAUUGUAUUUACAGCAAAAUGUUUGCCUUUUUCAUUUUAUUUAAUGCUUGAUAUAUCGGUGGUUGUGGUGUUCAGAGUGUGG
This is a messenger RNA of Heterobilharzia americana, 2254 nucleotides long. The record is from the annotation of a GenBank genome assembly. NCBI's taxonomy places the organism in Eukaryota, Metazoa, Platyhelminthes, Trematoda, Strigeidida, Schistosomatidae.